Entrophospora sp. SA101 is the source of this 1449-nucleotide messenger RNA. NCBI's taxonomy places the organism in Eukaryota, Fungi, Glomeromycota, Glomeromycetes, Entrophosporales, Entrophosporaceae. The record is from the annotation of a GenBank genome assembly.
AUGAAAGAAAGAAGUGUAAUAACUGCUUUUUUAUCUGUUUCAGAACACGUUGAUGAAAAUUUUGGUCAAGGUGAUGAAAUAUUGUUGUUGAAACGCAGCGAAAAAGUUAGAACAUACAAAAAUUUUUGGGCGGGAAUUAGUGGAACAAUAGAAGUUCAAGAUAAAUCGCCUUUUGAUCGUGCACUGAUUGAAAUAAACGAGGAAACAAGUUUAUCACCAAAUGAUAUUAUAUUGAUACGGACCAGCAAGCCAAUUUUUGUAAGAGCAGAAGACAUCAAUACAAUAUGGAAAAUUCAUCCGUUUCUUUUUCGACUUGUAUCUAAAGAUUUGAAAAAUAAAAUAAGAAUAGAUUGGGAACACGAAAAAUUCCAAUGGAUCAAACCAAAUGAAUUAAACGAUUUCAACAAAACGGUCCCAAAUCUAAAAGAUACUUUUUAUAGAGUAUAUUUACCAAUUGAUGUUCAUCAAGGAAUAUUAAACAUUCGCCAUGAUAAAAAAUCAGGAGCCCAGCAGUUAGCAAACAAAGCUUUAGAUAUUUUCUAUCAAAUGAUCAAGACAAAAUCUUAUGAUAAUGGAAAUAUUAAAGAUUAUAAAGGAUUUCUUUUAACUUUGUUAAAUGUUGGAUGGCAUUUAGUUCAGGCAAGACCUAAUAAAUGCGAUGAAAUGAUACUUGAGAGGAUUGUUGAAUUAAAGACAAAGUUCAAGGAAUCUGAUCAAAAAAUAAUUGAACAUUUUAUGGACAUUUUAUCUUCAAAUAUCCAAAUUCAAAAUCAAAUAUUACACAUAAUGACAAUCAGUUAUUCAUCCACGAUUUAUUCAAUACUUUUAAAUUUAAUUCAAAAAUUUGCAAAUGAAUCAACAAAUAAGUUGAUAAUUACUGUGCUGGAGUCUAGACCAUUGAAUGAAGGUUCUACUCUAGCAAAAAACCUAUUAUUGGCAACACUAGAUCAAAACAAGAACAAUAAUGAUAACAUCAAAAUACAAUUAAUUACAGAUUCGUCCUGUUGCUAUUUUAUGUCAGAUGUAACUUGUGCACUAAUAGGAGCCGAUGAAAUUAAUGGAGACAAUGGAAAUGUAACCAAUAAGAUCGGAUCAUUGCCUUUAGCUAUAGCUGCAAAAUCUCAUAAUAAAUCUGUUUACGUGAUUUCUAAAUCUGAUAAAAUAAUUGGCAGCUAUAAGAAUGAACCAGAUGAAAUUAUUAAGUCUUACGAUGAUGUCGAAGAAUGGAAAAGAAUUAUUCAACAAAAUGGGAAUUUGUUCAAAGUUAGAAAUGUUUAUUUUGAAAAAAUUAAUUUUGGUUAUAUUGAUGGAUAUGUGACCGAACUUGACUCAACUCUAUUAAGAGUUCAAGAUAUAAAGAAGUUGUGGGAUGAUAGAAAAUUGGACGGCCAAAUUUUUGGAAUUUUGGAGUCUGAAUCAGAGUAUAUAACAAUGAAAAACACAUGUUAG